AUGGCCGCUGACAACUCGCAAUCUUCACAUUUAAAUCCUUUUUCUAUUCUUUUUUUUCUUUACCAUAUCUGGUGCACGGCCCGGCAAGCCAAGCACAUCAUCAUCGUCGUUUGCAUCACCGCCGCCAUCAUCACAACUCCAGAGUUCUUCGAAAAGAAAAUAAUGUUCCAAAACAUAACUUCAACGCAAAAUAUUAUGACGUCACAGAGUAACAUGACGUCACAGGGUAACGUGACGUCAGUAGCUAUAUCGGCCAGCUAUCGAGAGGGCUAUUCAACUGCGGGUAUGCAACUGAACGGGCAGAGAGAUAACUUCACACACGUAGCACUGGUGGUCAGUCGUCAGCAACAACUUGCUGGCUUCCAUGACGACACGGAAGUGAUUGAUGACCAGGAGGUCGAGAAUGAUAAUUACACGAAUAAUAAAAAUAUUCAUAAUGAUCGCUCAUACGUCAGCCCAAAAGAUGACAACUUCAGCCUGAAGGAAGGUGUUCACGUCGGUGAGAAUGGCGGCGGCCAAGUAAGUAGCACGACUCCUGAAAUAUCCGGACACAUUGACGUCAUUGAGAGGAACGGAAGUAGUGGGAAAAACAAAACAUCCAAUCCAGUUUAUAAUAUACAGAAUAACAACAACAACAACAACAACAACAAUAAUAAUAAUAAUAAUAAUAAUAAUAAAGAUAAAAGUAGCAAUAAAUCAAAAAGGGCAGCAGAGUCUCAGAAAAAUAUUCCUUACUCGGACGUUGAAGUAAAUAAUUUGACGGAUGGUCUGAUGAAUGAAGGCAUCCAUCAAAUGAUCUCCGACGUUAACAAACUCUCCAACUCUGCAGACCGAAGUGGUAGGUUACAACGACAGCCUAAUUUUCAAAAACUUUCCUGUCUAGAAUCAACGGGCAACCUCUUUUCGGUUAGAACGGCAUUCGGUUCCUCCAUCGCUUACACGACUCUUUACACGUGGACAAACCAGAUCGUCUUCACAUUUCUGCCCCUCUUUCUUAUCAUCAUUUUCAACACACUGCUCAUCAAACAAGUCAUCAUUGCGAGCAAAGAAAGAUCAAAAAUGACCCACUUCAAAAUCGGCUCUUCCUGGAGAUCCAACAAGAAGAUGCUUGCAGAAGUUGAGGAGGAGAGAAAAUAUGACGAACGUGAGGCUUCAAACAGACGCACCAAUUCUUUAAUCUUUCAAAGAUGCUGCAAACGAAGAAACUGCAAGCAAAGAAACAAUAGCGCUGCUUACAACAAUCCAUCAAACGCUGCAGAAGAUGAUGAACAGCCGUUUGAAAUGAAACCAAAGAUGAUGAGAAAUAAGCAGACGUGCCCGAUUGCAAGGCAGCCGAUAAUGACCGAUGGUUUAUCAUGCUCCCCGGCCGCAACAACCACCACAGCGGCAGCAGCAACAAUCUCGCCAGCUCCGCAUCAACAGCGCAGCAACAGCAGCAACCACAACAACCACAGCAACAAGGACCAGCAACGAAUAACAAUCAUGCUCAUCAGCCUCGUCAUCGUCUUCCUCAUCUGUCAGCUACCACAAUCUCUUCAGAAUCUCUACAGGGCCUACAGUGGCACACUGGCUCAUUUCCGCCGGCUUGAAGUGUGGAAACCAUUAUUGUGGAAUGGUCAGAGGAAUAAUAAUCAUGAUGAUGAAGUAGAUGGCAACGAAGAUGAUGAGUAUGACGAUGAUCGGGACAGUUAA
Helobdella robusta is the source of this 1692-nucleotide messenger RNA. RefSeq lists its product as hypothetical. The record is from RefSeq and is a predicted model, not a curated record. Bases 1 to 1692 code for a protein of 563 amino acids. The transcript is spliced from 4 exons. Lineage: Eukaryota; Metazoa; Annelida; Clitellata; Rhynchobdellida; Glossiphoniidae.